CAGGGUAGUCCAUGAGGAAGAGGAGGCUCCUACCCAAACGACUUUGUUCUACAGAUUCUCCCAGAAAGCCCUAGGCCGGCUGGGACCUGGGGUCAGAGAGGGAUAGGAGAGCGAUUCCCCAGAAGACUCUCUCUCCUGGGAGACCCUAGGACCCGCAGGCCUUCCUCUGCUCACCCUCCACUGCGUCUCCUCCCCUCUGAGGAUGACGACCCUGCUACUCAUCUCCUUGGUCAGCUGUCUCGUUGCCGUGAAUCAAGCCAGCCUCAUCAACCGAUGUGACUUGGCCAAUGUGCUGCACCAGGAGGACUUGGAUGGCUUUGAGGGCUACUCCCUGAGCGACUGGCUGUGCCUGGCUUUCGUGGAAAGUCACUUCAACAUAACAAAGGUAAAUGAAAAUACAGAUGGCAGCUUUGACUAUAGCAUCUUCCAGAUCAACAGCCACUACUGGUGCAAUGAUGACAAGAGUCACACGGAAAACAUUUGCCAAGUGGACUGUCAAGAAUUGCUGAGCCUCAAUCUUCUUUCAAACAUCAACUGUGUGAAAAAAAUUGUGUCCGGAACAGGGGGGAUGAAGAACUGGGUAAAAUGGAGGUUGCACUGUGCAGACCGGCCACUGUCCUACUGGAUGACAGGAUGCCACCUGGCAUGAGACAGGGAACAGGCCUGUGGUGGAGUCAUUCCAGAACUCCUCUCCUCACUUGGGAAUUUUUCAUUUCUUCUUCCUCUUGCCUCCACCUCAUGUUAUUUUCUUCCUUUCCCAUUUACAAAUAAAACUGACCAGAGCCCCAGGAAUAAAUAGUUUUCUAGGGCUUCCUCCUUGUUCCUAUCCAGGCCCAGGCCCCUGGUUCCUGACUGUCAUUUGCAAACCAAGAAG
Messenger RNA from Orcinus orca (killer whale), 874 nucleotides. It is a transcript of the gene LYZL6, whose product is annotated as lysozyme like 6. The record is from RefSeq and is a predicted model, not a curated record. Gene Ontology annotation, molecular function: lysozyme activity. Bases 203 to 649 code for a protein of 148 amino acids. Lineage: Eukaryota; Metazoa; Chordata; Mammalia; Artiodactyla; Delphinidae. The transcript is spliced from 5 exons. Gene Ontology annotation, biological process: fusion of sperm to egg plasma membrane involved in single fertilization. Gene Ontology annotation, cellular component: sperm flagellum; acrosomal vesicle.